AUGAAACUGGGCCGCCCGCUCCUGCGCCGCGCGCUCUCCGGCAGCAACGUCCGCGCGCUCUCCAGCAGCGACGCGACGCUCACCGAGGUGCCAGAUAAGUGCGAGGUGCUCGUCGUCGGCGGCGGAAUCAUCGGGGUGUCGGUAGCUUACCACCUCGCGCAGCGCGGCGUGAACGAUGUCGUGCUCCUCGAGCGCCACAAGCUGACGAGCGGCACGACGUGGCACGCCGCCGGCCUCGUGGGCCAGAUGCGCGCGACGAAGGUCGAGACGGAGCUCUCCGCGGCCGCGGCCGACGUCUACGAGGCCCUGAAGUUGGAAACCGGUCUCGACACGGGCUACAAGCAGUGCGGCUCCUUGACGACGGCGGCGACGCGCGAGCGCUUGGAGUUUCUCAAGCGCAACUCGGCGCGCGCGCGGUCCUACGGCCUCGAGGCGGAGGUGCUGACGCCCGACGAGUGCGGCGCGCUGAUGACGCACGACGGCCACACGAUCAUCAAGACGGACGACCUCCACGGCGGCCUGUGGUUGCCCGGCGACGGGAGCGGGUCGCCGACGGACCUCACGAUGGCCUUCGCCAAGGGCGCGCGCAUGCGCGGCGUCAACAUCUGCGAGGGCGUCGCCGUCGACCAGUUCCAGCUCGCGUCCAUCGACCAGGGCCGCAAGCGCGUCGUCGGAGUGUCGCUGGAAGACGGGCGCCGGAUGUCGGCGGAGAAGGUCGUGCUCUGCGGCGGCCAGUGGUCGCGCGACGUCGCGCGCAAGGCCGGCGUGAACGUGCCGCUCCACAGCUGCGAGCACUUCUACUGCACGACGGCCAAGAUGCCGGGCACCGCGGAUUCGGCGCAGGUUUACCGCGACAACGACUCCUUCACCUACUUCCGCGAGUGGGGCGAGGGCCUCCUCGUCGGCGGCUUCGAGCCGAACGCGCGGCCCGUGCGCGACUGGACGAGCGCGGUGCCCUCGGACUUUUCUUUCGGACUUCUGCCCGACGACCUCGAGCACUUUUACUCUUCGGUCUACGAGCCCGCGACCCAGCGCGUGCCCAAGCUCGAGGACGCGGAGAUCACGUCGUUCCUCAACGGGCCCGAGGCGUUCACCCCAGACAACAAUUACAUCCUGGGCGAGGCGCCCGAGGUCUCGAACUUCUUCGUGGCCGCCGGGCUCAACUCGGCGGGCAUCGCGAACGCCGCGGGCGUCGGCCAGACGCUGAGCGAGUGGAUCGUCGACGGGAAGCCGUCGAGGGACGUCUGGGGCGUGGACAUCCGCCGCUUCGGCGCCUUCCACCGGUCGCCCGAGUUCCUGCGCGACCGCUGCGCCGAGGUUGAAUCACCCUUUUCCUGCCCAGGCCUCCAUUACGCGCUUCCUUGGCCGCGCCUCGAGCUCCAGUCCGCGCGGAACCUGCGGCUCACGGCGCUCCACGAGACCCACAAGGCCAACGGGGCCAAGUUCGGGCAGAAGUUCGGCUGGGAGCGCGUCAACUACUACGCGCCGGGCGACGACGAGGUCGAGCACGACCACAAGAUCGACUCGAAGCCCGGCUGGAUGAAGUACGCCAAGGCCGAGGCCCAGCACUGCCGCGAGAACGUCGCGCUCUUCGACGUGUCGAGCUUCGCGAAGCUGCUCGUGAAAGGCCGCGAUGCGGAAGCGUGCAUGCAGCGCCUCUGCUGCGGCGACGUGUCCGUCGUGGACCGUGCUGUCUACACGGGCAUGCUCAACGCCGAGGGCGGCGGCUACGAGAGCGACUGCACGGUGACGAAGCUCGGCGACGACGAGUUCCUCGUCGUCAGCCCCACGGGCAGCGCGACGCGCGACGCCGACUGGAUCCGGCGCCACUUGACGGGCGACGCGACGCUCGUCGACGUCUCGAACCAGCUCGCGGUGCUCGCGGUCAUGGGGCCCGAGUCGCUCAACCUCCUCAAGGCCUGCGUGACGCAGCCGUCCGUCUUCGACGACUUCCCCUUCGGCGCGUCCCGGGCGCUCGACAUCGGCCACGCGGCUUCCGUGCGGGCGCAACGCAUCACCUACGUCGGCGAGCUCGGCUUCGAGCUCUACGUGCCCGUGGAGUCCGCGGCCCACGUGUACCGCAGCCUCCACGCGGCGUCCGCCGAACAUCCGUCCGCGGAUCUCCGCGAUUGCGGCUACUACGCCAUCGAUUCGCUUCGCACGGAGAAGGCCUACCGCGCCUGGGGCCACGAGCUCGACCCCUUCGUGACGCCCUUCGAGGCCGGCCUCGGCUUCACCAUCGACUGGUCCAAGGACUUCAUCGGCAAGGACGCGCUCGCGAAGCUGAAGAAGGAGCCCCUGAAGCAGCGCGUCGUCGCCCUUCACACGCACGAGGAGGACCUGCCGAUAUGGGGGAACGAGCCCGUCCUGCGCGACGGCGAGCUCGUCGGCAACGUCACGACGGCCAACUACGCCCACUCGCUCGGCGGCCAGGUCGCCCUCGCGAUCGUCAAGCACCCCGAGGUCGGCGUGAAGGGCUUCGUCAAGGCCGGGACGUACGAAAUAGACGUCGGCGGCACGCGCCUCAAGGCCACGGGGUCCCUCCGCCCGCCCUUCGACCCCAAGCACAAGCGCCCGCAGGGCAUCUACGAGGACCACACCGAGACCGCGCGCGCCGCGGCCUGA
Aureococcus anophagefferens is the source of this 2625-nucleotide messenger RNA. RefSeq lists its product as hypothetical. The transcript is spliced from 4 exons. The record is from RefSeq and is a predicted model, not a curated record. The coding region runs from base 1 to 2625 and encodes 874 amino acids. Gene Ontology annotation, cellular component: mitochondrion. Gene Ontology annotation, molecular function: oxidoreductase activity; protein binding. NCBI's taxonomy places the organism in Eukaryota, Pelagophyceae, Pelagomonadales, Pelagomonadaceae.